AUGGAGGCUUUGUCUGCAGCAAACACUCAGUUCUCCCUCAACCUGUUCAAGAAGAUCAGUGGAGGAAACGCAUCAGGAAAUGUGUUCUACUCUCCUGUCAGCAUCUCCUCGGCUCUGGCCAUGGUGUCGCUCGGUGCAAGAGGAAACACAGCAGCUCAGAUGUUUCAGGUCUUGGGCUUUAACAAUCCUCCCAAACCCGAUUCUGCAACUCCAGGACAUCAUCAUUCAGAGGACCAAAUUCAUUUGAGCUUCAACAAGUUUAUGAGUGAGCUGAACAAACCAGGAGUCCCGUAUGUGUUGAGUCUUGCCAACCGCCUCUACGGAGAGCAAUCCUACCAGUUUGUUGAGAAAUUCCUCAAUGAUGCAAAAAGAUACUAUGAAGCCGGACUGGAGAAGGUGGACUUCAAGACCAAAUCAGAGGCUGCUUGUGUCACCAUCAACAAAUGGGUGGAGAAAAAAACACAAGAGAAGAUCAAGGACUUGCUGCCAAAGGGAGCUGUCGAUGAGAUGACGAGACUGGUCUUGGUGAACGCCAUCUACUUCAAGGGGAACUGGGAGAAGAAAUUCCCAAAGGAAGCCACCAGAGAUGGGCAGUUUAAACUGAACAAGAAUCAAACUAAACCAGUGAAAAUGAUGCAUCAGAAGUCAAAGUUUCCUCUGGCCUUCAUCCCAGAGAUGAACAGUCAGGUUCUGGAGCUGCCGUAUGUUGGGAAUAAUCUCAGUAUGUUGAUCAUCCUUCCUAACGAGAUGGAAGACGACACCACUGGCCUUCAGAAGCUUGAAAAGGCACUGACCUACGAGAAGCUCAUGGAGUGGACCAAACCAGAAGUCAUGCGUAAACAAGAAGUUCAAGUAUCUCUGCCCAGAUUCAAGAUGGAGGAAAAAUACGACAUGAAGAGUCUUCUGAUCAGCAUGGGAAUGGAGGAUGUUUUUGACACGCAGAAGGUGAAUCUUUCAGGCAUGUCCUCCAACAAUGACCUGGUCCUGUCGAAGGUGAUUCAUAAAGCCUUUGUUGAAGUCAACGAGGAAGGAACCGAAGCGGCUGCAGCCACUGGUCUCAUCAUAGUGGCACAAUGUUUGAUCAUUCCACAGGUCUUCAAUGCAGACCAUCCAUUCCUUUUCUUCAUCCGACACAAUCCAACCAAGAGCAUUUUGUUUUACGGACGCUUCUGCUCUCCAUGAGCGAGUCCUGAUGCAUGAGACUCUUCCUGCUAGUUUAGAUGGAGAUCGAGUAGGGGAGACUCGGGACAACUACUACAAAACAACCUUUCAUCUUUUGGUUUAAGAAACAUUUAUAUGUGCCAACAGUAUCAGUACCUAUUGCAAUUUACUGGAGAAAGACUUAUUAAAUUAAUAGUAUUAAAUUUAUUACUAAAAUUAUAUUGCUUCCAACACAAACAAGUGUUUGUGGGACCUGCAUUAUAAUUAUUUGAAAUACAUUAAUUCCUUAUCAUUUUAAAUCAGGGUUAUUAUUGUUAACCAAAUCUAAAACCAUAAAUAAAUGUUAUUUCUCAUUUUCAUUCAGCUUAAGUUGAAGUACUCAAAUAAUUAAAACUGAAUAAAAUAAAACUAAAGAUAAAGAAAUAUUUGAAGCAGGUCAAAUAUUUGACAACACAUUUUUUUUU
Molecule: messenger RNA, 1625 nt
Organism: Megalobrama amblycephala (Wuchang bream)
Lineage: Eukaryota; Metazoa; Chordata; Actinopteri; Cypriniformes; Xenocyprididae
Product: leukocyte elastase inhibitor-like
Exons: 6
Coding region: 1-1182 (393 amino acids)
Biological process (GO): negative regulation of endopeptidase activity
Molecular function (GO): serine-type endopeptidase inhibitor activity
Source: RefSeq, a predicted model, not a curated record